CUGAAUCUGGAAUCCCAAAUGUCGUGAAGAAGGUCACUUUGGACGAAAAAUCGGCACUAAGAAAGAAACAGCGCACGUUCAGCCCAUCUGCGGGUGACGUCUCAUCAAGUGACUCAAAGCCUAGCAUGUGGGCCACUCGGACAUUCCCUUUCCAUCGCGCUCGAUCUGGUUCAGACCCGACUCGCAAACGCCUGGGAAUGCCCUCGUUUGGAUGGCCCAAGCCGGUUGCUGCGAGCACUUUGUCACCCAUGACGUCGGACUCGACCAUGGAGGACAGUGACGGAGAUAGCGACCAUAUCUUGGUACCAUCCCCAUCCCGGAGGCGUACGGGCCUUAUGACUAUCGCCGAAAACUCGGACGACAAUUCAUCGGCCGUCUCAUCAACUCUACGAACUCACAGGCAUCCGGUUAGCAGCGACGCUGAGAAUCCUCGGGAGGUGCCUCUCCGCUGCCAACCUACUGCGACCAAGUCACAAUCGACAUGGAAGCCUAUGCCAAAGCCUCCAGUACGGUUGAGCCGUAAAAAAUUGCCUUCGCCACCACUCUCUGAGGUCUCGCCGCCACCAAGACUUUCGUCACCGCUGGGACCGGAACGUCAUCUUUUGCCUCCCCGCCCAAGAUUUCCUCGUUCGAUGAACUCGAGAUCAUCUAGCGAGUUGAGAUUUGGAAAGGAUGGUAUGAGGAUACCUAGUCUUGGUGAACGGGGGGCUGCAGCCGAUAUGUAUCGACGUGUCCUCCUGCGGAGUGCGCACUUUGCUGCUAGGAAGAGGGAAUUGGCAAGACUGGCGAAAAUUGCUGCUCAGGCCAAUCCCGAGGAGGUCUAUGUCUUACGCCUGAGUGACGAUGUCAAGGGUGGAGUUGUUGUGGUCGCCGAAAGUACCAAACAUAAACAAGAGAAACUAGACAAUCGUAUGGACAUCGUUGAAAAGCAGGAAGAAGAAGAGCAAAGCGAGAAGAUGGACGUAGACACGCCCGAGUGUGGUGACAUCGAGUUGCUACCAGAUAUUCCUGAUAUGGAUUUCGAAGAGGAUCACAAGAUGGUGUCUGCGAGCCCUUGUUGA
Molecule: messenger RNA, 1061 nt
Organism: Acaulospora colombiana
Lineage: Eukaryota; Fungi; Glomeromycota; Glomeromycetes; Diversisporales; Acaulosporaceae
Source: the annotation of a GenBank genome assembly